UGGGUUUGGAGGAAUUUUGUUCCAACCAAUAGGAAGAGGGCUGGGAAGCAAGAACACGCCCACGCAAAUUCGAAGGAGAAUGGAGAAAAAGAGCGAGAACCAGCAGCAGAAGAAACUAUGCAAGAGGUGCAAUCAGACCUACACUCCUUCAUCUAACACCCCUUCAUCAUGCCGCUUCCACCCUUCUUUCUUUGUCUGUCGCCGCCAUGACGACCAAAAAAGGUACUAUGAAUUGGGACCAAAUGAUCCGCCGUAUGCUGCCAAGUUCUAUGAUUGUUGUGGGGCUGAGGACCCUGAGGCAUCUGGCUGCACCACCAGUCUCCACGUUUCAUAUGAUGAUGAUUGAUGAAAUCUCUCUUCUGUAUCACCCCAAUCUGCGACUGUUGAAUAAAUUUGUAGAUAUUCCUCCAUCUCUUCCAUCGACCCUGAGGCAUCUGGCUGCACCACCAGUCUCCACGUUUCAUAUGAUGAUGAUUGAUGAAAUCUCUCUCUUCUGUAUCACCCCAAUCUGCGACUGUUGAAUAAAUUUGUAGAUAUUCUUCCAUCUCUUCCAUCAACAUAUAUCUCAUUUUUAAUUUCACUAAACGUCUUGAUGUCUUUCCUUAUUACCAAUGUUUCAUGGAGACAUGUUUUGUAGACA
Molecule: messenger RNA, 640 nt
Organism: Corylus avellana
Lineage: Eukaryota; Viridiplantae; Streptophyta; Magnoliopsida; Fagales; Betulaceae
Product: F-box only protein
Source: RefSeq, a predicted model, not a curated record